GCCAAGCCGGUAGGCGGCAACAUGAAGGCAACCAAUGGUUGUCAACCACGCAAAUCAGCUAUCCAAUCAAAGCUUUCCUCGACUUCGCCGUCUCUGUCAUCUCAGGCCAAUGGUAUGCUUCCAUGUACGAGUUUCAGAGGUUGGAGCGUGGCUGGCGCUGAUUGGCUGCUAGCCUCUCGGUCACUUGUAAUGGGAGACCGUGCCUGUUGGAAGGAGUCGGUGUCAUGGGCUUUCAUAGGCUGUCAGGCGGAGAGAACUAUAGAACAGGCUGAUAUUUGUAAAAUUGCUGAUGGGUAGAAAGUAGAAAGUGCUUCCGGGGUAGGUGCAUGGGAAGUUUACGCUUGUCUCCCAGAGAUAGCGUUGUCACUAUAGUAACGCAAGUGUACAGCCGUCCUUUUAGACUCAAAACUUGGAUUUGUAAUGGGUCAGGGACAGAUUCCACUAGUGCACAGCAUUGGCGCCUUGGGUCAUUUAGUGCUCGUUAUUGCUUGUGAGGUGAGUGGAGAAGCUCAGGUGGGGUCCUGACCGAAUAUUGGAAGACGACUAUUCAUGGGUAGUUGGAGGGCAGAAAGAUAGAUGGCUUCCAUGAAACUAAACUGAUGAAUAAAAUUAGAAAAAGUGAGUGCUACUUUUACAAAUUAUAAGAGCUGAAUUUGGAAUACUCAAAUUUUGCAAUGCAAAAGGAUCCCAGUUAUUACUUUAUGCACAGACCACCAAUUUGCCCAUAUGUGUGUUCAACAAUAAAAGAUUUCCAAGAAGAGAGAAAUUAUUUGAGCAAAAAUAUAUUUGAGCAACUCAAUGACUUCUGCUAUGCCCGAGGAACUUCCUUCAAAGCUGUUAAUCUCAGGUGGCCAUUAGAGGGCCAGCCUUAUCAUGUAAAACCUUUCAAUGUCGCUGAGCAGUUGACAUUGUCUCUUGAUUACAUUGAACGUUCAUCACCUUUUUUCAUAUGUAUACUAGGUCACACUUAUGGGGAGUUUAUUCCUGAAGCUCAUUCUCAUUGCCCCAUUAAUUCUGUCAGUAUUUCAGAUUUUUCUGCUUUACCAAAUGUGGAGCAGAAACUUGUGGUGGCAGCUAAUAGUGGCUAUUCUUGGUUACUGGAAGGAGGAAACAGAGAGUGCAGCAUCACAGAACUGGAAAUCCACCAUGCUGCAUUUUCAAGAGAUGUUGGAUUUCAGUAUUUCUACUUCAGAGACCACGUGUUCAUUGAAGAACAAUUGCACAAGGCAAAUGAAGAAGAGAAAAAAACCAUUCUUUCCACUUUUGAAAGUGAAAAUGAUUAUGAGAGAACAAAGAUUUGGGAACUUAAAAUCAGAAUAGUAGAUAAAGGGUUUCCGGUGAGGUUCUUCAAAACUAAAGAGGAACUUGGAAAUUUGGUACUGAAAGAUUGGUGUAAUAUAAUAGAGAGAUUGUAUCCUCUCUCAGCCACUCCUAAAAAUAUUGGUCAUGAACACAGCCUUCAACAUGCUUACAACAAAGCUUUUGCAGAGUGCCUUUGCAAGGAUUUUGUGCCAACAGAACAAUCAAAUAAACUACUUACAGUCCUGGAUGACUUUGUGUUUGGUGCACAGGCAGAGAAACAAUCUACUCAUUCCUUGGGAUCUGAAAGCAUAGAUUGUGAUGUCUUGCAUAAUACAGCUGCAAGAUCUGGAGCCGCUUCUAUCCUGGUCCUAUAUGGAGAUCGAGGCUGUGGCAAGUCAACUAUUGCAGCAAAAUGGUUUAACUCAUUUAGGACAAAUAACCCAGAUAUCACAGUAAUCUCAUAUUUUGUUGGCAGUAGUGGAAGAAGCAGCAACAUCAUGUCUUUCAUGCGAUACUGCAUCACAGUGCUCCAGUGUGAAUACUUUGGUGUUCAAGCUGAAGAUUUGAUGAACAAUGAGAAUAUUACUGAUAUGUGGGCUUUCCCAUUGCUCCUGGAGGUUUUUUUGUCAUGUAUUACAUUAAAACCCUGUGUCCUGCUACUAGAUGGCAUUGAUGGGCUUUCUGGAAUUAAUGGAAUACCCGCAGAGCAAGCAAAGGGCUUUCUAUGCCUGCCAGUCAACUUGCCAGAUUACUGCAAAAUAAUCCUGACAACCUCUCCAACACACCUCUCCUUCAAAUGUUUAAAGGUUCGUUCAGAUGUUGUGCUGGCUGAAUAUGAAAAUGUGUGGGAUGAAAACAUUCGGCUGUGUAUCUUCCACAAACAUUUAGCAAUGCCCAGGAGGCAUAUUUCACAGGACUGGCUUAAAAGCAUUGUAAACAGGGAAAGAAAAAUGACCCUCCUCCAUCUUGCCUUGCUGGCAAAUGAACUGAGCACAAUAUCACAGGAUGGACCGCAGUACCUAAAAGGAUUUCUAAAAGCUCGGUCUGCUAAGGAGCUGUUGUCACUGAUCAUAGAACGCUGGGUUAAUGACUACAGUUGGACAUGCAAAAAGCAAUGUAAAGGGAAAAACAAGUCCUUUCCUGUGGAAAAAUGUAAUACAGGUAUGAAAGGCUGGGUAGUAGAUGUCUUGUGUCUGCUUAGUACUUCUCGUUGCGGCUUGAGCGAACAUGAUAUCCUACAUCUUCUGAAAGUUUUGGGAUACCAACAUAAAUAUGAAGUAACUACUUUACAUUGGGCUUCCUUUCGUUGUAUUACAUCUAAGUGGAUUAAGGAGAAACCUGAUGGACUUCUGCACAUUUGUCAUCAAACAUUUCGGGAUGUUGUUGAACAUUUACUGCUUGGUGUUUUUAUCCCAAUCAAUGAAAGUCUCAUCAUGAAUCCUGAAAGAAAGCAAUUUCAUGAAGUUCUCAUUGAGCAUUUUCAGCAUUUACAAUUUUCAAGACAAGUUUAUGAGGAAGUACCAUGGCAUCUUAAGAUGAUUGGUGAUGUACAUGGGUUAUCUACAUUUAUUUCAAACAAAAGAAAUCUUGGUGCGAUCUUUAGAAACACAAGGUUUGGACAUCAGAUAAAAAUGGACCUAAUUUAUCAUUGGCAGUUUUUGUCUCUGUCUGGAAAGGAUCCAGCUGUGGAAUGCCAAAGAAUGAAGGACAGCAUUGCAGAAGGUACAAAGAUAGAAUUUUGUGAGCUGGUGGAUCAGUGUAGAGUAUUAGCCUUUGCUGCUCACUGUCUGAAACAUAUUGGCAAGACCGCUGAAGCAGAAAAUGUAUUCUUAUUAGUUGAAACUCAACUACACUUGAUGGAAUCAGAAAAAGUAGUUACAGAAGUUACAGAAAUACUUUUGUGGGCACAGAAGCAUUUGGGAGAUCUGUAUCGUGAAAUUGGAUCUUGGAAAGAAGCAUUUUGUUAUUAUCAGAAGGCUUAUUACAAUUUUGAUUGUUUACCUACAGAAAAUGUGGAAGACGAUGGCAUAUUACUUGAACUCAAGGGCAGGCUAUUAUGCAAUUUAGCCCUUUUAAAUUCCAGCGAGUGCAGAGGUCAGCACAACCAGUACCUUGAAAAAGCUUUAAGACACUUUCAGUUAAUCCCACCUAAGCCCUAUGAGCAAGCUGAAUUAGAACUCUGUCAAGGACUUCACAGAUUUUAUUCUGGAGGCAUUUGUGAGGCUGAAAAACAUCUCUGUAAAUGUUUAGCAAUACGGAGCAAACUGUAUGGCAAGAAAAGCCUCCUUACUGGAGAGGCCCGGGAGAACCUUGCAGAUUUACAAAGUCAUCUUGGUGAAAAAAUGUAUUCCCACAGGCUACAAGCACUUGAACAUUACAAGGAGGUAAUAGAAAUAAAAAAAGCCAACAGAACAUUUCUGCAAUCAGUGCAAGCAAGGCAGAAUCUGGAGCUAAGCCUGAGCACUACUUUUUUUAAGCUAGGUAAACUCUUGUGUUGUUCUGAAUUUGGAAUAGAUAAAGAAGGUAUUGCAUUUUUAAAACAGUCAGCAGCUAUCAGAACAAUCAUUAAAGGUCCUGAUCAUCCUUUGAGCUGUGAGGUCCAAAGCUUUUUGAAAGAAUUGACAACUAGAUGUCCGAGCAACAAGGUGUAUUUUGGGCAUGACAACAGUGAAAAAAGUCAAAUGAACUCUGAUAGAGCUUGGAAUUCCUCCCUUCCAACAUACCCUCAUUUUAGAAAUAGCCAGAAAGCAAAUUCUCCAGGAUCAUUCAUUUAUGAUGUGUUUGAUAAUGAAGAGAUAUUAACAAGCAAGUGUAGCCUUAAAGAGACUGAAAAGCGUCUUCUGUUACAAAAAGAGAAACUACAAAGUAAAUCAAUAUUGCGCAAUUUAGAAAAACACAGGUACAUUCAAAGUGCCUCAACAUCUUCAAUAUCAACAUCCACUGGAAUAAAGCAUUCAAGCUACUCCUUGACCAGUAACCUUGCUCGACCUACAAGUUCAUGUGUGCAGUCGAUGACAGGCUCAAUAAGUUCACUUUCAUAUCUGCUUCCUUUGUUUAGAUCAGUUUCAAAAUCCGGGCAGUAUUCUUUAAUCCACCAAUCUGCUUGGUACCAUAUUCCUGGGAGAUAUCCAACACUACAUACUCCUCUUCCACCUAAAAGAAAUCAAAUUCGCAAAGAUGUCCAAGCAGGUUGGGAAAAUGCAAGACAAAACAUUUAAAUUUUAAAAUAUGGGUAAAAUUCUUCUCUAUUUUUAAUAUAAUCAGCUCCUUUGUUAAAGGUAAUGAAUACAGCAUUUUAUUAUUAGAGAAGGGUGUUAAGUUAAAUUGUGUGUUAUAACAAACAGAUGUCUUAUUUUGUUUUUCAUUAAGGUUAUAUGCUUUAUUUAAACUAAAAGCUCUUACUCUGAACUUUUAAUAUAUGUUUAUUUAGUUCUCUCUAACUAACAUAAUAAACAUUUACUAUAACC
Messenger RNA from Xenopus tropicalis (tropical clawed frog), 4769 nucleotides. Its product is annotated as putative tetratricopeptide repeat protein 41. NCBI's taxonomy places the organism in Eukaryota, Metazoa, Chordata, Amphibia, Anura, Pipidae. The record is from RefSeq and is a predicted model, not a curated record. The transcript is spliced from 17 exons. The coding region runs from base 675 to 4520 and encodes 1281 amino acids.